This is a messenger RNA of Cucumis melo (muskmelon), 1270 nucleotides long. RefSeq names its product putative HVA22-like protein g. The transcript has 7 exons. The record is from RefSeq and is a predicted model, not a curated record. Bases 383 to 1144 code for a protein of 253 amino acids. Lineage: Eukaryota; Viridiplantae; Streptophyta; Magnoliopsida; Cucurbitales; Cucurbitaceae.
CCUCACUGAAUCGCGUGCAAGAGAUCGACGAAGACGUUCGCCGCAAGAAAUCCUCUCUCUCUCUCUCUCUCUCUCUCUAGAAACUCCAUAACUAUAUCUUCUCUUCUUCUCAAUCUCCAUUUCCUUCACGCCAUUCCAAAUCCUUUCCCUCAACCCUUCAAAUUCCACUUUCCUCCUCGUCUUCCAUAGCUUCCGGCUCUCCUCCGCUUUCUGAUCCUACAGUUUUCCCUCAAUGUGACCUCUGCCCCCGGUGUCCGCUCGGAAAUUUUGGGGGAUUCCAUUUUUUUGCCGAGUCAACUCAUCUAGUUUAUUAUUUCCUUCUCCGAUACGGUGAAAUUUGGCGGGAAUUUAUUUGUGUUGUGUAGUGAAUUAGCGAUUCACAAUGUUGGGAGAGUUGAUGGUUCGAUGCCUUCUGAUGCUGUUUGGCUAUGCAUAUCCAGCGUUUCAAUGCUACAAAACCGUUGUACAGAGUCGGAUCGAGAUUCGUGAGCUUCAAUUCUGGUGUCAAUUUUGGAUCAUUGUGGCCAUCUUAACAGUUGUUGAGAGGAUUGCUGACACUUUAGUAGCAUGGUUGCCUAUGUACGGAGAGUUGAAGCUGGCUCUAUUUAUCUAUUUGUGGUAUCCAAAGACUAAGGGAACAGGGUAUGUGUUCCAAACUUUGCUACGGCCCUUGGUAGAUAAACACGAAGUGGAUAUUGAACAGAAGAUGGUGGAUUGGAGAGUCAAGGCUUGGGAUUUGGCCUUGUUCUACUGGAAAAACUGCACUGAAUUGAGCCAAUCAGCAAUCGUCCAAGUUUUUAACUACUUGGCUUCUCAGCCCUCUAGGCCAGCAGCUUCAGCACCCCCACAAACAAGGAGGAACGAGCAUCAUCCAACUCCAAGUGCGCCACCAGCGCCACCGCCACCUCCAAACGAGCUGCCUUCGUUCUUCCGGAAACCUCCAAGGCAAAGCAAAGAUUCGAGCAGGAGUAAGGCUAGGAAAUGGUUUCCAAGUGCUCCUUUACUCGGUUCUAAUAGUCGGCGUUCCACAGGCACGACGGAGGAAUUUGAUGUGCAAUUUCCCCUCCAUGACCAAACAAACUAUUUUUAUGAAGAUCAAAACCACAACCAAGCUCGAUUCAGAGGAUCGAAAAAAACCCAUUAGAAGUUGCAAAACAAAACUGUACAAAAAGAAAAAAGGAACUGAAAACCCUCUCUCCAACUCAAAAAAACACAAGAUAGAUUCAUUUUGGAAUUUUUUCUUCAAACAUUUACAUCCCUUUUUUAUUUU